Molecule: messenger RNA, 661 nt
Organism: Corylus avellana
Lineage: Eukaryota; Viridiplantae; Streptophyta; Magnoliopsida; Fagales; Betulaceae
Source: RefSeq, a predicted model, not a curated record
UAAGAAACGUUAGCUUCGGAAAAGAAAACGACUACGUUUAAUUAAAAGGGGCCUGAUUAAAUCUGAGCCCUCUAUUUUAACAGCAUCUGCACAGAAGCCGGAUCCAGUCUGACCUGGAUCAGCCCCCAAUCCAUUUAAAACGGUGACGUGGCUUUUUGGAUUCUAAUCUGCGCCGAAUCCCUCAAACACAGUCCUUCCUCUCUGCGCCGCCCGUGAUCACCGUUUUCCGGCCACGAAAUCUCAAGAGGCCCAGAUGUUCUACCUUAGCCGAUUGGAGCACACCUUUCGCGUGCCACCAAGUCUCCUUAGCCUUCCCUGCGAGGAAGUUGUCAAAGGAGAGCUUGAAAAACUUUUCCUAGACAAGGUUAUUGCAAAAUUGGGUCUUUGUGUCUCCGUCUAUGAUAUCCGCUCCAUUAAAGGUGGCUUUAUCUUUCCCAGUGAUGGCGCUCCGACCUAUACGGUGGUGUUCAGACUGAUUAUGUUUCGUCCAUUUGAGGGAGAGAUUAUUGCUGCAAAACUUAAAGAAUCUAAUUCUACGGGUUUACGCUAUGUGCCACUUGUAUGCAUGUGCUCCUCUUUUGGGCUUGUUUCUGAGCGUGGGGCUAAAAUUGCAUUUUGCGGUUUCAUCGUGGCAUGGUUACUAUUUAUUCUUGUUAAGUAG